Messenger RNA from Dermatophagoides pteronyssinus (European house dust mite), 3723 nucleotides. RefSeq lists its product as uncharacterized. The record is from RefSeq and is a predicted model, not a curated record. NCBI's taxonomy places the organism in Eukaryota, Metazoa, Arthropoda, Arachnida, Sarcoptiformes, Pyroglyphidae.
AAAUCUACCAUUUUGACAAAUAAUCAUCAUUUUCACUUGCAACCGCCCUUGUUGUCGGAUAAUUUUGCUAGUCUAUCCCGAUUUUCAUUCGACAAUAAAUCUUCGAUUCUUCAUCGUUUCGAUAAUGUACCGCCGAAAUCUAGCGAUUCCAUUCAAGUGAUGAUUAACGGUAAUGAUAAAAAUCAACAGCAACAGCAACAAUGGUCGACGAAAAGCAAAAGUCAUUCGCAUCAUCAACGAUUGAAGUCGCCUGUCAUCAAAAUUGCAUCCGAUGAUAAUAACGAUGGUGGUGGUGGUGCUGGCCAAGGGAUUGAAUUGAAAAAUUAUUUCGAUUCCAAUGUCGGUACUUAUGACCGAAAUAAAGCCUAUGAAUAUCUCUUCACAAUGAUGAAUGAAGAUGAUGGUGAUCAACCAAGGCGACCACCAAAUCAAUCAUCAAAAGAUUUCUUUGAAACACCGAAACCGAAAAUUGCGGCAAUCACCACCACAACGACAACACAAUCCCCAUCAUUUUCAACUUCGAUAUCCGGUCAUCAACGAUCUCGAACAUCAACAACAACUAAUCCUCAGCGAAAAACUACCGAUAUUUACCGAAUACGACGACCACCAUCCUCACAACAAUCGGAUAAAUUGAUAAAUAAUGAACCAUUUGUUCCCUACACCACAUCUAUACCGAUCAAAUCGACUAGCACAUCAUCAUCGAUUGAUUCUCUCGAUAGAACUGUUGAUUAUAACAACAACAACAAAUUCACUAAUCAAAAGCAAACAUCAAACAAUGAGGAUGAUGGUGACAAGUUUUAUUAUUCAACCCCGUUCACAACUACAAUUAGCAAUAAUCAACAGCAACCACAGAAAGAUAUACCAACCGAAAAUUACAUACUUUAUCCUAAAGGAAGCUUAAAUCAAAAAUAUCAACCGCAGCCACAACAGCCAUCGUCUUCUCCCAGGCCACCUGCUUCUUAUGAUAAUCAAAUUGCCGAAAUUGAUCAAAAUCAAUUGACGCAAUUGUUGGAAUAUUAUCGACAAAAUGAUGAUCGCAAUCAACACAAACAAAAGUCCAUUAUAGCGACAACAACCGAAAAAUCCUUGCCGCUUACUUUACCGCCCCAACAGCCACAAUAUCCACGACAACCACCAACAUCAUCGCCGAUCCAUCGUCAGAAUAAACAGAAUUUGAUCGAUUCAAUCAAUUGGAAUGAUGAUAGACCAGUUACUUCCAUUCCUACAAAAACGGCAAUCAUAGAAUCGACAGCAAAUUAUCCAAUUCAGCAACAACAACAACGCAAUUACAUUUCGAAUUCACAACCGAUACCGACAACAACUUCGACACCGGAUAAUUCUAUUUACACAGUCAUUACACCGACAAGAAAGGAUUUCGAUUUUAGCAUCACGCCACAAACGAAAUCGAAUCGUGAUCAAAUUUCUAUCCUGCCACCGAUCAGCAAUAUUAAUGUACAGAAUGUUGCCGACCAACGAUAUUCACAACCAGUUUCAACCCAAUCUCAAUCGAACGAACAAAUUCGAACAACAACAAUCAGUUCGACGCCAAGAAAAAUUCUCGAUUUGACAACCGAAAAUCUAAAUCUCAACGAUCGAAAACCAAUCACAUUGACUGGUUUUGAUUGGGAUUCUAUAUUUCAGAACAACAAUAAUAACAAUAAUAAUAAUAAUAACAAUAAUAACAAUAAUAACAAUAAUAACAAUGCCAAUCAAUGGAAACCAAGACAAAACCAAAGUUACUCAUCACCCAAUCAACAACAUUGGAAUCAACGACAAUCAUUGACGCAAAUUCAACCGCCACCGACAAACACCUUUUUCGACCGUGAUUAUCGACAAAACGUAACUAAUGUUCGACCAAAUGAUCACUAUACACCAUCACCAUUGAAUGUUGUUCGAAUAUUGCCGAAAGCAAGUAUCGAAAAUAUUCCAUUGCCACCGUUCAAUGAAUAUGAUGUACCCGAAAUUCCUAAACAACAUCAGGAUUAUAUUGUCAAAGUAGAACGAAUACCUUUGACAAAUCUGGAUGAUUUACGUAACAAUCCUAUCGCUUUGCUGGAUAGUGAUGAAAAGACCACGACAACAUUGUCACCAACAAGUACGACGACCACUCAACUCUCCCAACAACUUCGUCGGCCACCGAAAAAUCAAAAACCAAAAACAUUACCCAAAUUACAAGAAAAAAUGAAGAAUAGAAACAAAAAUUUAAUCCAAAAUAGAAAUAAAAAUGUUAAACAAACCAAAAAAGAACGGACCAAAUCGCGUCGAUUGCAAGAAGUAUCUACCAGUACCACUGUAGCACCGGUGGAUGAUGCCGAUGAAGAUUCAUCGUCCAACGAUAAUAAUGAUAGUGAAGAAAACACCAGUGAUGAUCAGGAACGAGAAAUGGAAAGUACCACCGAACAAGAAGAGUCCACCACGUCGACCACUGAAGCACCUGAAACUGAAAGCAAUGAAGAUGACACACCAUCCAGUUUCGAAGAGAAUGAUGACGAUGAGGAUAAUGAAACUGAACCAUCAACAACGACCACAACUACCACCACCACUACAGCUCCACCACCAACGACAAGCAAACCUUCAAUGAUGAUGCCACCAUAUCCGCCAUAUCCGAUGCCACCGAUGAUGCCGCCAUUUAUGUUUGGACCAGGAAUGCCUUAUCCGCCACCACCGCCACCCCCUCUACAUAUGGCUUAUGGGCCAUUCUCGAUGCCAAUGUUUAUGCCACCAUCGCCAUAUGGAUCACCGCAACAGAUGGCAUAUCGGCAGCCAAAUUAUUCCGCAAAACAACCACAACCAAAUGUUGCACAAAGACCCGGUCCACCAUAUCAAACACCAUCGCCACCCACAUCUCAACCAUAUCAGCAACCACCACCGCCACAAUCCUAUCAAUAUCCUCACACAUCCUAUCGACCAAUGCAAUACACAUAUCCUCCACCACCACAGCAGCAAUCCACAGCUCAACAACAAUCACAACGACCUUAUCCAUCUACACCGUUGCCACCGAUGCAAUAUCCACCGACGCAACCCUCACCAAUUGCCUAUGCUCAACCAAAACCAUUACAUUCAUAUCCGGCUCCAACACCGCACAUGUAUCCACAAUCGAUGCGAAAUUAUGCCAAGCCAUCACCGAUUGCGCACCAAUAUCGUCAACCGUAUGCCCCCAUGACAAAUUCCUAUCCAAAGCCGAAUAGGCCGGUUGAGAUAAACAAAAGUAUUGUGAUCAAUGCCGAUCCUGGUUAUUCUUCAUAUUACAAACGACAGGACAGUAGAAAUCAGGAGUUUGAGAACGCACCAAAGCUUGGCGUUAGCUUGAAUGUUGCUGAGCCAAAAUAUCCAUCGUAUCCACAGUCUCAUCCUGUCGCGCCCUAUCCUGCUCCAAAUCCAUCAAUGAUGGCGCAUCAUAAUCGACAACAAUAUCCUCCCAAUAGUAAUCAACCAAUGAUGUAUCCACCAGUCCACUAUCCAUCCGAACCAGAUUCGAAACCAAAAAACGUUUUAGCAUCGUUCAAAGAUAAUCUGAAAAAGAUGCUUCCUAAAUUACGUCUUCAUUCGGGCGAUCCAUAUCCACCAGAAAUGGACAUCUACUAUAAACAAAUGAAUGGAACAUAUAAUCCAGUCGAUCCGAUGGAACAGUUUUGGACCAAUAUCAAUCGUUCUGAUGGCCAUAAGACCAAUUAAAGUUAUUGCUGACACUGUGAUGAAUCAUAUAUGAUGAUAAAGAUGGAA